Paramuricea clavata is the source of this 2358-nucleotide messenger RNA. The record is from the annotation of a GenBank genome assembly. Lineage: Eukaryota; Metazoa; Cnidaria; Anthozoa; Malacalcyonacea; Plexauridae.
AUGGAAGCGCUUUUCAGACUUUUGUGGCAAGCCUUCGUGGAAUGGCUGGAAAGGGAAGAAGUUGGACUAGAGAACGGGGCAAAGCAACUUAUUCUCUGCAGAAAUAAAGAAUGCCGGAACACAGUUAAACAAGAAGAUUUCUUCGCGGAUAAUUGGUCGGCAUUUCAAGGUUGUAUCGAGCCUUUGAUGCUACUACUUGACACUUUCAAGUUAGAGAGCAGAAAGAAGUCCAAGGUAUUCAACUUCUGGGAAGAUUAUAUCAACAUGGUGCUGUUGCUCUUGCAGUUUGUUAAAGCUGAACGAACUGGGAACUGGAAGCUUCAUCUCUCCGCUACUGCCGCGAUGGUUCCCCAUUUCUUUUCCAUGGACAGGGUCAACUACUCUCGAUGGCUGCCCGUUUACCUUUCCGAUAUGAACAUGUUGAAAUCGCACCAUCCUGAAGUCUAUCAAGAGUUCAUGGCAGGAAGUCAUAGUGUGAGCCGUUCGAAGCAACCGUUUGCACAAGUUUGGCCCGACAUGGCCCUGGAGCAAUCAAUCAAUCUGGAUUCGAAGUCGAAAGGCGGCAUAAUAGGCAUGAGUACCAACGAAAAUGCGGUAGAGAAAUGGUUUUUAACCAGUCAUGAGAGAGCGGCAAUAACACAAGAACUCAAGAACAUGUGUGGGAUACAGAAUUGCGACAGGAUCGGAACGCACAAAGAAGUAAGUGCGACAAGAGUAACAAGAGAUGAAAACGAUGUGCAGAAGCUACUUGCUACGUUCAACGGUAAACUCCUCAGUGAUCCUUUUCACAUUCCUGAUGACAUUAUCGACAACGAAGAACCGUUACCUUUGAGUAAUCUUGCCACAGGUGUUGUUCUACCAGAUGCUGAGGCUAAAAGACUUCUUGACGCAGCAGAGUUAGGAAAACAAAGCAUGGAGGGCUUUGUUUCAUCUAGAGUUCAGAGUAAAGAAAUUAAUUUCUGGGAUCCAAUUCAUAAGCUCAAAAUCAAAAUCUUAGAAAAGGAUGUCAACUGCAGUUCAAGCCUGCCUGCUUCACAGUUUCCUUCAGCCUGUCUAAUUGAUGCAAUGUCUCUUAUACAGAUGAUCAAGUCUGCAGGGUGUUCAACGUAUAAGGAGCUGUCUAAGAAGUACGAAGAGAUUGUCUUGACCGCAUUACACCGACCCGGCUGCACAAGAGUGGACUUAAUUUUCGACCAAUAUCCCUCUGUUUCAGUGAAGGCGGACGAACGCAGAAAGAGAGAGGAAUCAAGCUCCCUAGAAGUAAUCAUCCACAGUGGAUCAACGCGAGUUCCGAAGCAAUGGGCAAAAUACAUUUCAAACCCGAAGAACAAAGAAAACCUGGCCGAAUUUCUUUGUGAAACUUUAAGUGAACAGCUACCACAACGUUUAAGCUCCUCGGAAAAGGUCGUCUUGGCUGGCGGAUUUAGGGACGGAUCAAAGACAGUGUCGUUAACUCAAAGCUCAGUGGCUGUUGAGCAUAAUCUACGCUCAGAUCACGAAGAAGCGGACACCAGGCUUCUGCUUCAUGCCAAACAUGCUGCCAACACCCACCCAAGGAUUGUGAUACAAUCACCAGACACCGAUGUCGCUGUGCUUUCAAUAGCACACUUUGAAGAUUUGUCGUGCCAAGAGUUAUGGUUUAAAACUGGUGUAAAGGACAGACAGAGAUACAUACCCAUCCAUGACAUUCACCUUUCCUUUGGCCGACUUGUUUCCAAGUGUCUGCUAUCGUUUCACGCGCUAACAGGAUGUGACUCCAUCAUUGCCUUGUCUGGAAUAGGAAAGAAGAAAGCCUGGAAUGUGCUGCUCAAGAAUGAGCAGAUACAGCAGGACCUCAGCUAUUUUGGUAAAAAUCCGGUCAUUGAAGAGUUUGAACAGAAAGUCGCUGAAUCUUUCAUCUGCUCCAUUUACACGUCCGCACAAGAAUUUUUGAACUCCAAUGAUGCCCGAUACUUUCUGUUUUGUCAACGAAGUUUGAAGAAUGAAGAACUCCCUCCCACAUCAGAAAGCCUUUCUCAUCACAUCAAGAGAGCAAAUUUCCAAGCAUGUGUUUGGAACAGAGCCUUACAUCCAUUUCAAAGCAUGCCCUCGCCAGCAGGAAAUGGUUGGAAAUUGGAAGAUGGAAAGUUAGUUCCUGUGUUGAUGACACGAAAUCCCGCCCCAGAAGGCAUAGUGGAGUUGACAACAUGCCGCUGCACAACUUCCGAGUGCAAACGGAAUUGUUCCUGCAAGAGAAAUGACCUUGCAUGCACCGAAGCUUGUUUAUGCAUGGCCGACGAAGGAUGCAGCAACCUUUUCAACGAAGAAUCCUAUGUCUACGGUGACUCCAGUGACUCCGAGACUGAAGGACAAAAUUAA